This is a messenger RNA of Candida tropicalis MYA-3404, 4407 nucleotides long. RefSeq lists its product as uncharacterized. The record is from RefSeq and is a predicted model, not a curated record. Gene Ontology annotation, molecular function: protein binding. The transcript has a single exon. Bases 1 to 4407 code for a protein of 1468 amino acids. Lineage: Eukaryota; Fungi; Ascomycota; Pichiomycetes; Serinales; Debaryomycetaceae.
AUGGCACAUAGAUUGCAAGACCCCAACGCCAGUUCUACUUUUGGUAAUUCUCUACUGUUAAGAGUAGAUGGUGCCAUUGGUGCCAUGUCCUUAUCGCCAAAUGGAAGGGAUGCUGUUUUGGCUGGACGACGAGGACUAUUUAUCAUAGAUUUAGAUGACCCUUUUACACCACCACGAUGGCUACAUCAUAUUACUUCAUGGGAAGUUGCAGAUGUUCAAUGGUCACCCCAUCACUUUGUCAAACCAUCAUGGUGUAUAUCAACUUCCAAUCAAAAGGCAUUAUUAUGGGAUUUAAAGCGACCUUCAUCUAAUGCAAUUGCUAAUAUUCUACAUUCACACAACAGAGCAAUAUCAGAUAUUAAUUUCCAUCCCUUCGACCCUGAAGUAUUAGCCACAUGUGCCAUUGAUACAUUUGUCAUGUGUUGGGAUAUGAGAACACCCAGGAAACCUGUAUCAAAGUGGGCAGAAUGGAGAGCCGGAGCAAUACAAGUCAAAUGGAAUCAUGAGAAUCCUUAUGAGAUUGCACUGAGUCAUGAUAAUUCUUUUUAUGUAUGGGAUACCAGAAAGGGUGCUUUACCCGUUGUGAAAAUUGGAAAUGCACAUGACAAGAAGAUAAACGGAAUGGAUUUCAACCAAGGGUUAAAGAAUAUUACAACAUGCUCUAAUGAUGGUACGGUCAAGUUUUGGGAUUUAAAAAGUGAACAGGCUACCAAAUUUAUUUCCAAUUUUAAUUAUUUUGGUAAUCAACCUGAUAAUGCCAUACAGCCUAGUGUUGUAAUUGAAACCAGUUUUCCCAUUGCUAGAGCAAGAAACUUGCCGUUUGGUUCUGAUAAGGCAUGCGGUAUUAUGCCACUCCAAGGUGGUAACAAUGCUAUCCAUUUAGUAAAUUACGAUGAUGCAUAUCACGAAUACUUGAACACUAAUACACCACAAAGAAUAUCGGCUAAUUCAGUAUACUCAUUCAAGGGGCAUCGUGGUCCAAUGAAGGACUUUCUUUGGAGAACUAGACAUGAAUACUAUGAAGGUUUUGAAUCAAAGAAUACUUGGAAGGAUUACCAGUUAGUAACGUGGUCAUCACAGGACUAUGAUUUGAAAUUAUGGUCCCAUGACAGUCAAAUUUACAAAGGUGUCAAUUAUGAUCCUACUUUUUAUAACGUAUUCAAAGACGAGCUGGAAUCAGAAGCGUCUAGACCACAGACUCCAAGUUCUGAGCGUUAUUAUAAUUAUGACACUUAUUGUCGCGAGCCAGAAGUGACUAUAAAUGAUAUAACUAAAACUAAUGGUGGGGAUUUAAUUUCUGCAUUGACAUUGUCAUUGAUUGCCGAGAAGCACAAACUCUCGACUGAUGAAUAUAUGCAAUUAAACCAUAUAAAUUGGAUUUCUGGUGUACGUAUGGGACAUGCUGGACAUGGAGAGCGCAAAGAAAGUGAGUCAAAUUUUGGUGAUGACGGUCCGUCAAAUUUGGGUGAAGAGGUUAGUAUUGUUGGUCAUAAAUUUCCUAAAAUCCGAUUCGAAAAGAUUUCCGUUUCUACUGGUGAGUUGGUCAUUAGCUUGAAAGGACCGAUACCAUCAUUGCAGAGUGGUUCAAUGGAAAAGUCAGAUUCUACCGAUGGUACAGAUACUAAUGUAGCUGAAUCAGCAAUUUCAUUGAGAGAAAAAAGCAUUGUUAGUGAACCUGAUAGGGAAACAGAAAGAAUGAGCUUUAAAGAUGGCAGUAUUAUUAAUGAACUAUCUGAUGACCCGUCGAAAGAUGAUUCAGCAAUUGAGCAAAAGUUAGUGUUUAUUCGUGUUGAGGUUGACUUUCCAAACGCAUAUCCAUAUCUUGAAGAUGCUGGAUUGAACCAAAACUUAUCCAGCAAACGACUAGUCAAAUGGCAAAAACAAAACUUGAUCAAAUUUAAUGUUGAAGAAACACAUGAAUUAUCCAAACCUAUCAGGGAGGUUAUGGAAAGCAAUUUAAAUGAAAUUGCACAGUUUUAUACUAACAAGUAUCAAAGAUUCUGUUUAGAACCAUGUUUGCGAUACUUGAUGGGUGAAAAAAUUGAACUUGAUGAUGAUGAAAUGCUCAGAGAAAGUAGAAGAGAUAGCAAUGAUGAUGGGGAAGAAGAAUUUAUUCAAGAAGCCGGUAAUGAAGCAUGGGUGGAUGAUUUGAUUAAUCAACAACCAGAUAUUCCGAUGUAUUCUUCCGGAGAAGAAGAUGAAGAAUUAGAUCAAACUUUGAUUCCAGCUAUUAAAAAUAGCAACACGGUCAACAUUGGUAGCAACAAUAGUAAUCAAAUUGAGGGAAGUGAACCAUUCAAUAGUGUUGAUUCUCCUUCUACCACAGAGAAUCCGUCAGUUGCGACUCAUAAACCUAGUUUUGUUGAUUCCACGCCAUUACCUAAUGGUUGUGGUGCAAUUUGGUCUCCUACUGGACAAUUAGUUUGUUUUUUCAUUCCAAAAUCAAGAUCAGAUAAUUCCACAGGAGAUUAUGAUGAUGAGGAGGAAGGUGAAAAUAGCGACAAUGGUAAAGGUUUACAAAAGUUCAACAUUUUUCAAUUCACGGAUGGUGGAUUUGGAACAAAAACACAUAAUCACAACCACAGUCACCAUGGCCAUCACCAUGGCCAUCACCAUCGUAAGUCUAGUUCCAUUAUUUCAGAUUCUGCUGUGAAUGGAGAUGAAGCUUCUGAUCAAGAUGCAGAACAGGAUUUAAGCGAAGAUGAGAAUUCAGUCAGUGGUGAUGAUCAAGAUACAUCAUCGGUUUCAUCAUCCAAUGAUAGUUUUGCUGAAGAUUGGGAUGAGAUGUUACUGAAUGAUGCACCUAGGAGAAGAGUACAUGGAUUGUUUAAGACUAGCCUUGGAUUGGGAAAUAGAUUCGCUGAAAUUGAUAGCAGUAAUAAAUCUUCGUUUAAUAGGUUCACUAGUAACGGUGGCACUGGUUCCAAUUACAAGUCAUCCUUUAAAGGUGAAUAUAAAAAGAAAUCACUGGCUAAUGAAGAGAAAAAGAAUAAGAACAUCGUGGGUAUUUUUGAUUUUUCACACUUGCUUCCAGAUAAAUAUGAUCUUGCUCGUGAGUACAGAGUUCUUGGUGAUACUCCCGAAGUAUUGGCAAGUCAUAACUCAAAGGUUGCUUUGAAAUACGGUCUUAAAGAAAUCAGUGAUGUUUGGAAAAUUCUUGAAAUGGUUUUAAUGAAGAAUAUUCAAUAUACCGAAAACAACGGGGUUUAUGUUUCUAGUUGUCCGAUUAUAACUCCCUUGAAUGCACAUUAUGGAACUCAAACGAUAAAUCGAACUUCAUUCUAUUGGGAUGAUCAUCCAUUUGGAGGUGUGUGGUUUGUCAAGGAGAUUUUUGAUUAUUUUGAAAAGAAGAAAAACAUACAGAUGUUGGCAAUGAUGUCGUGUAUAUUGUAUGAAAAUCCAGAUAAUUUGAAAUCUGCAAGUGAAUCAAUGAGUGUUCCCAUUCAUACACCUUAUCAAGCAUUGCCACAACCUCCCACGGUUUAUCAACAAAAUUCUCGGAAUAGUACAGCAAUAGGGUUCACUACUCAAUCAUUUUCAGGUGAUGAGCCAAGAUAUGAUUUCCGAAACUCGUCGAUUCUGAGUACUAGAAAGGAAUCCCAACAUUCUGGAAUGGUUUACGCAAAGUCUAUCACAUCAUCACUUGAUACAGAAAGUAUGGUCAAUGGUUCUCCCGACAAGUUUAGAUACUUGAAGAGAAGUUUUAGCACUAGAGGAUACCCAGGAAUAGAACAAUCAAACAACUCAUACUCCUCAUUGUCUGAGUCAUUCAUAGAAUCAAAUAUUUCGACGCCUGAACGAAAUACCAGAAUGUUUGCGGACAAGCCAAGUAAAAGUAUUUUAAGACAACCUCCAUCUGCACUAAAAAAAUCUAGAGCAAAACCAGCACCUGUUGUUCUGAUUGAAAUGCAAAAUGUGGAAGAAUUGGAUUUAUUUGAAAGUUUCAACUCCAGAGCUUUAUUGGAUUCAAUUGAUAAUGAUAAAUUGAUAAGAUAUAGAGAGUUGUAUGCCGAAAUGUUGUACAAUUGGAAAUUACCUAUUAACCGAAUCAAAAUUUUAAAAUUUAAUUAUCCACAAACAGAAGGAAAUGAUUAUGAGGAUCCUACUACAAGUGAUAUUCACAAAUGCCGUAUUGGGUUGAGAAAGAAAUCGCGUCAACAACCAAACCAAUCAUAUGUGGAUUCAAUCAGUUCUAUAUCUACCAAAUAUCCAAAUGCAUGGAACACAAGUAAGAGACAAACUUUGAAAUACUGUAACUACUGUAAAUUAGUGGUUACAAAAAAUUUCACAUUGUGUACAGUUUGUGAACAUUUAAUGCACACCAGUUGUGCUGGUGAAUGGUGGUCCACUGAAAACGAUGAAUGUCCAAGUGGGUGUGGUUGUAAGUGUUUAGAACGUAGUAUAUAA